This is a messenger RNA of Siniperca chuatsi (mandarin fish), 2888 nucleotides long. Its product is annotated as potassium channel subfamily K member 1-like. The transcript has 3 exons. NCBI's taxonomy places the organism in Eukaryota, Metazoa, Chordata, Actinopteri, Centrarchiformes, Sinipercidae. Gene Ontology annotation, molecular function: potassium ion leak channel activity. The coding region runs from base 192 to 1241 and encodes 349 amino acids. Gene Ontology annotation, cellular component: membrane. The record is from RefSeq and is a predicted model, not a curated record. Gene Ontology annotation, biological process: stabilization of membrane potential; potassium ion transmembrane transport.
UGACCGACGUCAUCACUACCCGCUUCCUCUGAGAUGUGAAGAAUGAGGAAGAAGAGUCCAUCCACCAGGUAGAGAGGAUAGAAGUCGUUACCAAAAAAGAAAUAGGCUUUCAGUCUAGUUGAUUGAAACUGGUUGAGUGUAGUUUGUUAAUAAAUCAAGUGCCAUUAACUUAACUUGUGGAAACUGGAGGGAUGGUGCGCGGCUGUACCGAAGGCUCGUGCGCUCAGUUUGUGGAGCGACACCAGUCAGCGCUGAAUUUUGCGCUGUUGGUUGCUGGUUACAUCCUUUACCUCAUAAUCGGCGCCGGGAUCUUCUCCGCCAUCGAGCAGCCGUACGAGCAAGCGCUUCGGCAGGAGCUGAUAGCGGCCCGGCAGGACUUCCUGAGCAACAACACCUGUGUGUCCGACGCGAACCUGGAGGAGCUUCUGGCCCGCGCGCUGGAGGCCAGCAACUACGGAGUGUCCGUGCUGGGAAACGACACCAACCGCAACUGGGACUUUGUGUCCUCCCUGUUCUUCACCAGCACCGUGCUGACCACAACAGGUUAUGGCCACACUGUUCCUCUCUCAGAUGAAGGGAAGGCCUUCUGCAUCUUCUACUCCCUCUUUGGCAUCCCCAUUACCCUCUUCUUCCUCUCUGUUGUGGUGCAGAGGGUUAUGGUCCUGGUGACUCAACGUCCAGUGUCCUACUUCCACCGUCGAUGGGCCAUGUGUAAAUCGAAGCUAGCCGCCAUACACGCUACCUGCUUAGCCAUCAUCAUGACCGUGCUCCUCCUCAUCAUCCCUGCGUGGAUCUUUAUCAGCCUGGAGAAGGACUGGGACUUUCUGGAGUCUCUGUAUUUCUGUUUCAUCUCUCUGACAACCAUUGGCCUCGGGGAUUAUGUCCCCGGAGAGACCAACAGUAAGGAGGCCAACCCACACCCACAGCUCUACAGGCUGGCUAUUACAGUCUACUUGCUGCUGGGCUUGGUGUGUGUCCUGGUGGUGCUGGAGACAUGUUGUGAGCUUCCGCAGAUGAGACGCCUCAGACAGAGGUUCUACCAAGAAAACCUUCGGGAGCUGGACUCUGAGACGACUAACAUCAUUGACCGCGAUCACCUGAGCGACCACUCGGAUCAGGUGACAGAUCACCUACCGGUCAUCCCUUCUGUGUCAGGACAGGCUGCGUACCUACAGCAGGACAACAAGUUGACGCCUUACACCCCAGCAUCAGGAUCUGCUGUUAACAGAAAACUUAGAUGACAGAUUGUCUGGAACACAUUGUUUUUGAGCGACUGGUCCAUAAACUUGUGCUCCAUUCAUGACUGCUCAGGACAUACCAGCUUUGACCUCUGCCUAAGUGUGUAUCUACGAAUAUAUAAGGAGCACGCUUAUGUGUAUAUCUACAUGUUAGCUGAUCACUUAAAAAGGGAUUGUUUUCUGCCAUUGCCAACACCAACAGACAUUUGAGGCGUAAAAGCAGGAACCACCCACAGACAGGAAGGCAUUGUUUUUUGUUCUCAUCUGUUGUUGCAUUCCCUGCAGAUAAGACCUAGAUCUGUGAUAUAGAGGAAGGGCUGGGGCCCCAAACGGAGGAAAACCCCACAAGGUUCCACUUCCUGCCAAAGUCUUGAUGCCGUAAUUCAAAAGUAGCACAGUAUGCUCUAGAGGAUUUCACAUCAGCUCAUAGCACAUUAUAUAAUCUAUGGUGGUAUUUGCAUAGGAUAUUUGCCUUCUUGGAAGUAGGAAAGCGGUACCAGGAGAAUCAGGCAUACCAUCAGUUGGCCUAUUGUACAUUAUGUGCAAUGAUUCCAAGAAGAUCAAUUGAUGGCAAGUAAUACACAUUUUUUUUCUUCCUAGAUGCUUACAAGUGAUUACUUGACUUCUGCUCCUGAUGGCAUGUUUAAGUACACUCAGAUGCCAGUUUAUUAGGUACACCUAGCUAAAACUAAUAGGCCUACAGUCUAAUACAAUAGUUCUGCCAUAAAUUCUACCUUUAUGAAGGUUAUAAAAUUAUUUUUAUGUUAAAAAUGUUUUAGCGUGGUGUUGAUUCAACCGUAUGAUCAUUUUGGAGGCUGCAGUUGAAUUGGGUGGACAAAAAAACAACUCUCUGUAUAACACAAUGCAAUCCAACAGCACCGCAAACUGCAGCCUCCAUAUGACCAUACAGUUGAAUCAGUAACUCUCUAAAACUGUUUCAAUAAAAACAUUGAACAUGGACAUUAUAACCUUCAUAAAGGGAGGAUUUAUAGUAGGACUGCUGCAUUAGUUUUAGCUAGAUGUACCUAAUAAACUGCCAAGUGAAUGUACUGUACUGCAUUGAGGUAAUCAUACUGCAAUGUGUGCCAUCCUACCACUAGAGGGAAGCAGUUUGAUUUUAUAUACAAAAGAUAGAUUUACAUGCAGUUAGUUGUUACUGGGAAUUUAUCUCUCAUGCUGCUUAGGGGGGUGUUUCUUAAAAAUGUAAAUAAGCUGCAAGAAUAUGUCAUUGUUACAGCUGAGGGUAAAGAAACAUGUUGUAACAUGUUGCAGUUUUUAUUAUCCAUAUGUUUUGUCAAAGUCAUCCCAGUUUACAGGAGUGCUAAACUACAUGUGCAGUGUAUGGUGGAUGUUUUAUGUCUAAUUAAUUUUUUUUUAUUAGCUAGUGACUCAACUUAAAAUCUAAAUCACAAAUCAAAAGGAUAUAACUUGUCUAUCAAAGAUAAUUUUGCUGCUGUUUUCAUUGUCGUUUUGCUGGUUUAUGGGUUUUAAUCAAGAACAGAACUUUGUAAUGGUAGUUUUUAUACAAUCCAAUUAGCUUAGUAUACAUAAAUCAUGCAACAUUGAAAUUUUAUAAUUGAUUAUAGUUUUACAAAUGUACAAAUGACAAGCGAAUCAAACAUUUUAUAUAAACUUGGGAUAUUUUAUUCA